Molecule: messenger RNA, 1899 nt
Organism: Periconia digitata
Lineage: Eukaryota; Fungi; Ascomycota; Dothideomycetes; Pleosporales; Periconiaceae
Source: the annotation of a GenBank genome assembly
ACAUUCAUCUUUUGACAGCUGCGGAGGGGGCCGGACUGGGUUCUUCCGAUAGUAGCAGUCCCAGACCCGACUUCCCCGCGAGCGUUCACCCUUGGUCCGCUUAUCACUAGAGCUGUCCUGCAUUCGCCUCCUCCUUGCUGGCGCGUAAUGAGUUUUGAGCGACGCAUCUGAAAGCCAUUCACUGCCGAUGCUUGUCAGCAGCUUAAACCCAGCAGCUUGACUCCAGCAGUGGUUGUGGCUGAUGACUGUACAUCCCCGGAAAGUGCAGGGUUGCACAGAUCAAGGGUCCUUGCACAUCAAAGUCUGCUCUUUCUUUCCCCACCAUUCAAUAUAGUAUCCAGAUUCGCAUGUUUUAAGAUAGAUAUGCUCUCACUCAUGCCUUCGGAAUCAGCAAAUUCGUCGCCAGGAGCCAAUUUUUGGUAUGGAAACAACUUACCAAACGGGUUGGAAGGAAUGUCCUUGACGCCCGAUGCCACAAAUCCCAGGAUGCUCCGGCGAGCUUCUGAGGCCGUUAUCCAUUCAUCUUCUUUUCAUAGUCAAGGUUCGGCAACGUGGGACCAUAGUGUAGCAGCACUACAUCUCGAUACAUCGCAUGCGACUCUUCGAGGCCAGCCUUCCACCGUAGCAGCGGCGGCUGCCGCCGCCACCGCUCACAAAGCUCCUUUGGCACCGAAGCAAGGCCUUGCGGGUGCUUUGGCCAGUUCCAGAAAUGUGCACCAGUCACCAAUUGCAGGCACCUACGCUCUUCGCACGCCACGAGGCAAAAUUACAUCGAUAGCAUGUGAGAGUUGUAGGAAGCGCAAAUCCAAGUGCGAUGGUGUGAGACCGAAAUGCAACACAUGUCAAACAAAAAACCUUUCGUGUGUUUACGAUGUGGCGGAGGACGGAAAGACUACUACCCAAUUGCGAGCUCAUGUCAGAAGGCUGGCCAAAGAGCUUGAUGAUAUGAAAUCGAUUGUCACGCUGUUGGCAAUGGCACCGGAUCGAACUUCUGCGGCCAACUGGGCGUCGGAGCUAGAAAGGAAUGGAUUCGCACAUCAUACACUGGAGGAGGUGAAGAAAUCUCUCCAAGCAGUUGGUGACGGAAGUGUCAAUCAGUUGGUCCACGAAGACAGUCUGGGGACGCCUCCCAGUGAAAACUUCCCGCAAGCAUCACAGAGUGUUGCUGCCUCAUCAUAUGAUGGCUCUUCUAGAGACGAGAGAGAACAAAGCCAGCCAACACUAGCAUUUCAGCUCCCUGAAUCCGUGAUGAACGGGCCUGCAUCGUUUGCCAUGAGCGAAUCUAAUGAGCACAGUAAAUUCAGCUUUGAAUGCGCAUACUACAAAAGAGUAAAGAGGGAAAUGAUCGCAAACGGGUGGGAUCAGGAGCAGAUCUAUGGGAGUGAAGACAUAGACGUAGAUUCGUUGCUCCUGGGGUUCAUGGACCCCCAAGAGACGCAAUCGAUACCUACCUGGUCAUCCAGGAUGGUGAAUAAGAUGCUUCCGACUGUCGCAAUGCCAACACGGCUGGCUUCGACUUUCCUGUUGACGAAGAUGAUGCGGUGGCUCAUUUGGCCUAGCGUGGAGCAUAUGAAAUCUAUGCCAGAAUGGUUGAUGCCACUAGCGAGAACAGACUGUUCGACGUAUGACCUGCUGGUGGACCUUAUUCCUUGGCCUGAAGUUCGCCAGUAUUUUUACCAAAAUCCUGACCAGGUGAUCGGGGGUGCUUUCCUCGGGCACAUCAACAUCACCUGGCCAUAUGCAGAGGAUGCGUGCCAUUAUUGGGAUAUCGAACUCGCGUGCACGCGUCUAUCGCCGCUGUUCGAGAAUCACAUCAGCAAUAUCAAUAGCUGGACCCUGGACGCAAAGGCGUUGGAGGUGAUGCCGCAACUGCAAGGAAUAGUCCCGGUCACACAGUAA